AUGCAGUUCACAUUUGUCCAUGCUGGGUGGGAAGGCAGUGCGAAUGACUCAAGAGUUUUCGAGGAAGCGACCAGUGACCGAAAGCAUGGAUUUUCAUGGCCACCAACAGGGUCGUACUACUUGGUGGAUUCAGGUCUACCAAUUGGCACUAGUUUUCUCCCCCCUCACAAGUCAACUAGGUACCAUGCGCAAGAAUUCCACUCGGCCGGUAGACGGAUAACAUCAAAGAAAGAGUUGUACAACUACAGGCACUCAUCCUUGCAGAUGGUUAUUGAGUGGUCUUUUGGAGUGCUGAAUGCCCGUUUCCCCAUUCUGAAUUUAAUGCCAAACUUUAAGCCAAUUAGGCAACGUUACGUGAUUGUUGUGUGUUGUGCUCUACACAAUUUCAUACGUAUGAACAAUCUGAGUGAUGAAUUGUUCAGAACAAUAGGGGAGAGUGAUGGCGAAAGGCAAUGGCAAUGGCGAAGGCAGUGGUAAUGGCAGAGGCAAUGGCCAUGCUGGAGCAUCAACAAGCUCAGUGACCCAAAGGCAUGUACUAGAAAUGUCAAGUGCAUCGAAGAGAGCGAUGAGCCAAUUUAGGGACCAAAUCACUGGCACAAUGUAGGAUGAUUAUGUUGCCCGUGGCAAUGUGAGAUGAUUAUAUGUUGAAAAUGGCAA
This is a messenger RNA of Quercus lobata, 657 nucleotides long. RefSeq lists its product as uncharacterized. Bases 1 to 477 code for a protein of 158 amino acids. The record is from RefSeq and is a predicted model, not a curated record. The transcript is spliced from 2 exons. NCBI's taxonomy places the organism in Eukaryota, Viridiplantae, Streptophyta, Magnoliopsida, Fagales, Fagaceae.